GGAGAACCACAAUUUGAAAAGCAAACCAGUUGACCAAAGCCAUUAAACCCAAACCCAUCCGGACUCUUCGAGAGAGAAAGAGGCGAAAAAUAAACGCAGAAUUUCCGACUCCCCGAUGCCGCCCAUCUCCCUCCUCCCCCUCCUCCUCCUCCUCCUCCUCGCCGGCGCCGCGGCGGCGGCCCCGGCCCCGGCGGAGCCCCCGACCCCGACCCCGGCUCCCCCGCCUCCGCCGGCGAAGAACAAGACCAUCUACGAGCUCCUCCCGCUCUUCGGCCUCCCCGCGGGCGUCUUCCCGGCCAACGUCACCGCCUUCUCGCUCGCCGGCAACGGCAGCCUCGCCGUGGACCUCGCGGGGCCCUGCUACGUGCACUUCGAGUACCUCACCUACUUCGAGCCCCGCGUCACGGGGGUCCUCCGCUACGGCUCCCUCACCGAGCUGGAGGGCGUGCAGGUCCGCCGCUUCCUCGUCUGGUUCAGCGUCGUCCGCGUCAAGGUCGACCUGCCCCCGCCCCCGCGCUUCGUCUACCUCGACAUCGGCUGGAUCACCCGCAAGCUCCCCGCCGCCGACUUCCAGUCCGUCCACGCCUGCGAGGCCGGCAAGCGGCGGAGGAGGUGCCGCCUCCCCUCCGCGCUCGCCGCCGCCGCCGCCUGGUUCCAGGACUUCUUUGCCCAAUUUUAGGGGAUGCAGAAGGUCUAAUUUUGUGGCAGCAUCACACGAGCUUACGGCCUUCCGCGUCCUAAAGGAAUUGGAGCGCUACACUCCCAUUUGUUGAUUGUUACACACGGUGUAUGUCUCUACGAGUACUCGACGCUGCUGUCUGAGCUCUACAUUUGUUCGAGAGACGCACGAUCUUUAAGAAAGAUUUGUAUUGGUUAUUUUAGUCCGAACCGAUCAUGCUGUGUGCUCCACGCUUCGAUACAAUAGCACUUCAGUAGUGGCAUGUAAUAUCAUUUUGUUGGAACUUUAAAAGGUCUCCACAGAAGUUUCCUCCUUGCGUGUUAAUAGCAGCAACCACUCUGGUGUGCAAUAAGCGAACCUGUCUCUGUAAAACUCAAGAACCAAGCCCUGAGACUCUCAGCAGGAGUACAUUUUGUGCUCGGAAACUAAAACAGAACUGCAUGGCAUAUA
This is a messenger RNA of Triticum dicoccoides, 1129 nucleotides long. RefSeq lists its product as uncharacterized. The transcript has 3 exons. The coding region runs from base 116 to 679 and encodes 187 amino acids. The record is from RefSeq and is a predicted model, not a curated record. NCBI's taxonomy places the organism in Eukaryota, Viridiplantae, Streptophyta, Magnoliopsida, Poales, Poaceae.